GUAUUUUUCACGUUGGCCGCUCGCGGUCACACUGUACACAUCCCUAUAGGUCUCGGCAGAAACAUAUAGAUUUUUUUUAUUAAACACUCACUAAAUUAAACUAUAAAAAGACGCCGAAGUAGUUACGUUUUUUAUUGCUGUAACGUAGAAUAAGACGCAUCGCUUUCUUUGCAACGUGUACGGUGUAGGGUAAGCCCGAGCAAGCCAAAAGUGAAAGUCCCAGAAAAAGUACAAAAAGAGAGAUAGAGUGACAGAGUGUGAAAGAGAGAGAUAGAGAUAUAUAGCGAGAGAGAGAGAGAGUGAGCGAGAACGGUGGAAAAGAGCCAGAGUCUGGGUGAGAGAAAAACGAUUUUUUCAGAGAACAACGCGGAUUUUCGUAUUUGCUGUGGACGGGGAAACGUGUGUGUGAAUUGAGCAGAACCUGCCGAAAAUAAUUUGAAAGCAGAAGCAAAACCGAAACGCAACGGCGCCAAUAUAUAGCAAAACGAAACAAGCAAAAAUAUUAAUAAUAUUAAAGAAAAGAAACAAGAAACAGCAGCAACAACAACAUCAACAACGGCAACGGCAACAACAACAAUAAUAAUAACCAUAGAAAAUAACGAGAAAAGUCAGCGCGCUGCCGAAGACCGUCAAAAUUCUCAGCCACAGCCAGCACACACCACCUUACAGCACCUGCACCCUAUUAGCUGCCACCACGCUCCACCACAAACAACCAGCCAUAAUGUUCGUCAAUUCGAUGACGUUCCGUGGAAAUCCGGCUAAUUAUCACCAGCAGCAGCCGGCGCUCAACCAUCAUACGCUGGCUGCCGCCGCUGCCCAUCAUCAGCAGCAGCUGCACCAUCAUGCUGCAGCAACUGGGCACCUGGGCCAUGGCGUUGGCGGCGGUCAUGCGGCUAGCAAUCAUUUGGCUGCUGCUGCUGUGCUGGGACGGCAUGGACAUAAUUCCUUGAAUGCCGGGCACACGUCCAGUUCGUCGCACUCGAGCGGUGCACUGGCUAGUGGUAGCAGCGGCAGCAGCAAUAGUUCGCCGGAUAGCGGAAAAAUUUACAUCAAGAAUCUGGAGCGUUCGAUUGACAACAAGGCGGUGUACGAUACGUUUUCGGCCUUUGGCAACAUUUUGAACUGUAAUGUGGCUAAGGAUGAGGAUGGCAACUCCCGUGGCUAUGGCUUUGUGCACUUCGAUUCGGAGGAAGCCGCCCGGGCGGCCAUUGAAAAGGUCAAUGGAAUGCUAUGCAAUAAUCAGAAGGUUCAUGUGGUCAAGUUUAUACCGCGACGAGACCGCGAGCAGGAGAAGGCAACCCAUUUUAAGAAUCUAUACGUGAAGAAUCUCAGCGAGGAGUUCACCGAGCAGCAUUUGCGAGAAAUGUUCGAGCCCUAUGGCCGCAUUACCAGUCACAAGUUGAUGCUGGAUGAAGAGGGACGUUCGCGCCGUUUUGGAUUCGUAGCAUUCGAGAGUCCACAAUCGGCGCUGGCCGCCGUCAUUGGGCUGCACGGCAAGCAGCUGGGCGACAACAAAUUCUUAUAUGUGGCACGAGCACUCAGCAAAGCUGAGCGGCAGCAGGAAAUCAACCGCAAGCUGGAGGAGCGCAAACGUCAGAAGGCCGGCCAGAUAUUUUAUUACUAAAAAUUGGUAACGGAAUGGACGGAUCUAAACGCUUUUGCGUCCGAUGCGAGAGUAACAAGAUUAUAUAGAAUCCCCCUCCAACCCCUCACACGUAACAAACAAUA
Molecule: messenger RNA, 1728 nt
Organism: Drosophila navojoa
Lineage: Eukaryota; Metazoa; Arthropoda; Insecta; Diptera; Drosophilidae
Product: polyadenylate-binding protein
Molecular function (GO): RNA binding
Source: RefSeq, a predicted model, not a curated record